Messenger RNA from Caenorhabditis bovis, 2661 nucleotides. The record is from the annotation of a GenBank genome assembly. NCBI's taxonomy places the organism in Eukaryota, Metazoa, Nematoda, Chromadorea, Rhabditida, Rhabditidae.
AUGGUCAAUGAGAAACAUCAACUUGUUGUCAAUGUCUUCGGACUUCAACUUGAACAAAGGAAAAUAUUUCGUCACAUUGUCCAACUGAAGCUUGUCGAUCAAAAGCACAAUAAAGACUACAUUUUAACGACGAUGAGUGCUAGAGGACGUGGAAACCGCGCCAGCAAGCAGAAUGACAAUUUCAUAUUGAUGAAUUAUAUUCUUGACACAUAUGUUCACGAGUCCAAGGAGUCUGGAAAUUCCAUCAAACGACCCAUUGUGGCUUACGAUGGGGCUCAAACUCUUUUUUCACUCACGCAAAUCAAUGUGGCUACCGUUCUUGAAAACAACGAUGCCUUGGAACUCGAUGGUAUUUCCGAAUUUCUAAAGGAUUCUUUAAAAUUUUUAAAUGGGCGCAUUGAACUAUUCUGCCAGCCAGAUGUUGAAAAGCCGAUUUUUGAUCAGACAGAUAUUGAAGAAUGGAGCGAUCCUAGAUUUUUGAACUACCUUGAUAUUGUCACUUCUCAAAGCGCUAUUAGAUCCGGUAAAUAUCUUUCGCAAUCGCGAGGUUUGUACGUCAACACUGAAUAUGAGGAGCCACUUCGAGGGAAUUGGGGAGUGGGAGCAAAAGGAGUUCAUAAAGGUUGCAGAAUUGUGGGAGACGAGGAGCCCUUGCCUAUUUUAGAACUUGACCCGCAAUCGACUCAAUAUUUCGCACCGAUCAGUCUCGCUCAGUUGCUCAUGAAUGCGAUUCCAAAUGUUUUCAAUCGCAGACAUGUAAAUCCGGACAAUAGAUUGAAGAUGAAAGUUCGAACAUUGUUGAAAGAUUUGAAAUGUAAUCCUUACUACGCUGAUAUCGAUAAAUGGGCUACAAAUACUCUUAUCGUUCACGAUAUUGAUUAUAGUUCACCCUUAAACCCAGAGUUUCAAAAGCAAUUUCCAGAACUGAAAUUUCCGCAUCUUCCAGCUGCUGUGUGUGGAGCAGGACCGAAUAAGAAACGCUAUCCGCUCGAAUUUUUACGAGUUUUACCGUAUCAAACAAUUGAUCGAAAUGUCCUUGUCGAAUUCAAAAUGAACCCUCGAGCCAAAGAUCCAAUGGUUCGUUGGAACGAUAUGCAAAUACAUUAUGCGCAGUUCAACUUUGACGACCCAAUAAUUUCUGAGUUUGGAAUUCGUGUUUGCAAUGAUCCAUUCGAUUGCCUCAGCCAAGUGGAAGGUGAUCGUGUUACAGCUCCACAAAUCAGUUACGAGCGUCAAGUAAAUGUUGAUGAUGCGAAACGUGAUUGGAGAGCCGGAGAUCAUCGAUUUCAAGAACCUAGCAAUAUUGAUUUGCUAAUGGUGGUAUUAAUCGUAGAUGAAGUACAAAUAAUGCGCGAAGCUCGCGAGAACACGGAACUUGUUGCUAACCGCUUCGUACAACGUUGCCAAGAAAAAGGAAUGAGAGUAAGAGAUGUUGCUUUUCGCGCAUCACCGGGAAGGAACGCUGAUCCUGAGAAUUUCUUGACUGGGAUUUUCGCAGAUCUCGUACAGAUGAAAACUAGCCGUAGCUUUAUGCCAUUCGUUCUACUUGUUUCCGAUGAUGUUCCAAAUAUUCAUGAAUGGUUAAAGUUUGAAGAGCGAAUGAGCGAUAUUCCUACGCAGCAUAUUCUCUUAUCAAAUGUUAAAAAGAUGGCUUAUAACUUGAAAUCUAGAGGAAAUGAUGGAGGAUAUCGUGGAAACAACCGCGGUGGAAUGCGAGGAGGAAGACCUGGAUACGACUUAACACUGGACAACAUUGUAAUGAAAGCCAACAUUAAAGCUGGUGGUUGUAAUUAUACAUCGGAUAUUCCAAAAGACAUUGCAAAUUGGGCGAAUGUUUCCACUUUUGUCGUUGGUCUAGAUGUUGCGCAUCCAGACAGAGCCGCUACACGCGACGGCCAGCCAUCUACCGUUGGCUUGUCUUGCAAUUCUGCGGAGAAUCCUUACACAUUCAUAGGCGAUUUUGCAUACACAACUCCUAGAAAAGAAGCAAUCGACGAUGACAUUUUGAGAUCGUUCGUUGAUAAAAACAUUAGACACUUUGCUGAAAUUCGCGGAUUUCCGGAAAAAGUAAUUAUUUUCCGUGAUGGCGUCUCGUUUGGGGAAGAGGACGAAGCCGCCCGUGAAACUUCUGUAAUUGAAGAGACAAUUGUCAAUAUUGCUGAACAAUCAGGGAAAAGAGAUUACAAACCUUCGGUUCUCUCAUUUGUGGUGAAAAAACGUCAUCACACUAGAUUCUACAUACGCGAUGGCCGUCAAGGAUCUCCAGCUAAUCCGUUGCCGGAUACCGCUGUAGGAGGAAUGAUUGCUGAAUUUGGAAAACGUCAAAUCUUUAUUCAAGCAUACCGCCCGGUUCAGGGAACUGCUAAAAUCCCGUCUUUCUUAAUUAUUCGAGAUGACGAAGGUUUCAGUGAUGAGCAUAUUACAAAGUUAGUCUGUGCCGUCUGUUCGCUCCAUCAAAUUGUUAAUAGUCCAACAUCAAUUCCAACACCAGUUUAUGUCGCGCACGAGCUUGCAAAACGCGGAAGAACAGUGAUUCUUAAAGCUUAUAGGCUCAAACAAGGGACCGUUGAAGAAACCGACUACCCUGGUAAAUGGAUGGAACUUACCCUGCAACUAUCAUACUCUUCACUUGACCGUCUAUCAAAGAUUCGCGUUGUUUAA